UGUGUGUUGUCAGCAAGCAGGUAGAUACACUGAGCCAGCGGCCCGCCGAGAUCAUCCAAGUGGAGCCGCGGCCAGCGUUCGUGUUUUUCGGCCCAUGACUUGGGCGACGGGCACCUAGGAACCGGUCGUCCGUUUGUCUCUAGCCGCUUUUCAGCCCCCGUCGAGGCAAACCCCGCGAAUUCGCCGAUAUGUUGCACUUGGUCGCCCUGAUGACGCUGCUGGCGGCAAGUCCUCUGCAGUCGGCCGACGUCUUUACCAACUCGUUUCUUGUCCGACUCAACGGAGACCACGGCGAGCAGGCGGCCAGACAGGUGGCCCAAAGGGCUGGCUUCGAAAGCUGGGGCCCGGUGCUGGGUUCGAACCGCGACUUCCACUUCGUGCAAAGGGCCCUGCCGCACGCAAGGUCCAAGCGCAGCGUGCCUCAUACCAGGAGGUUAAAGGCCGACCCAAUGGUUCAAUACGCAGUCCAACAAUCGGGUUUCAAGAGGGUCAAGCGCGGCUACAAUCCCCUGAAGGUGGAGAACCUGGUUCAGUUGCAGCCCCACGAGGACCCGACAGAUCCUUACUUUCCUUUCCAAUGGUACCUGAAAAACACGGGUCAAAACGGGGGUAAGCCGAAGCUCGACUUGAACGUGGAGGCCGCCUGGGCGCAGGGUGUAACUGGCAAGAACGUGACAACUGCCAUCAUGGACGAUGGAGUUGACUACAUGCACCCCGAUCUUAAAUUCAAUUACAACGCACGAGCCAGCUACGACUUCAGCAGCAACGACCCUUUUCCCUACCCCAGAUACACGGAUGACUGGUUCAAUAGUCACGGAACGAGGUGUGCUGGAGAAGUAGCGGCAGCUAGGGACAACAAGGUUUGCGGGGUUGGUGUCGCUUACGACUCCAAAAUCGCUGGGAUUCGUAUGCUGGACCAGCCGUAUAUGACUGACCUGAUAGAGGCCAACUCAAUGGGCCACGAACCCAACCUGAUCGACAUCUACAGCGCCUCCUGGGGUCCGACCGACGACGGGAAAACAGUAGAUGGCCCCAGAAACGCCACCAUGAGGGCCAUCGUUAGAGGAGUAAAUGAGGGCCGCAACGGGCUGGGCAACAUUUACGUGUGGGCGAGCGGCGACGGCGGCGAAGAUGAUGACUGCAACUGUGAUGGCUACGCAGCCUCGAUGUGGACCGUCUCGAUCAACUCUGCCAUUAACGACGGCCAAAACGCCCACUACGACGAGAGCUGCUCCUCCACGCUGGCCUCAACUUUCAGCAACGGCGCCAAAGACCCCAACACUGGAGUUGCCACAACAGAUCUGUACGGCAAAUGCACGACCACCCACUCGGGCACCUCGGCGGCCGCCCCUGAAGCAGCAGGCGUUUUCGCUCUCGCCCUCGAGGCCAAUCCUCAACUGACGUGGCGCGACAUACAGCACCUGACCGUUCUAACCUCGAAGCGAAACUCCCUAUACGACGCGAAGAGCCGCUUCCACUGGACCAUGAACGGCGUCGGUCUCGAGUUCAACCACCUCUUCGGCUUUGGCGUGCUGGACGCGGGCGCGAUGGUCGCUCUGGCCAAGCAGUGGAAGACCGUGCCGGCCAGGUAUCAUUGCGAGGCAGGCAGCGUGACCAGAACACUUUCCAUCCCGAGCAAAAAGUCAGUGGUGCUCAAAAUCGAGACGAAUGCGUGCGCGGGUACAGACACGCAGGUGAGCUACCUGGAGCACGUUCAAGCCGUCGUUACACUGAAUUCAUCCCGGCGGGGUGAUGUCGAGUUGUUCCUUACGUCACCCAUGGGAACGAAGUCGAUGAUUCUGAGCAAGCGGCCCAACGACGACGACGCGCAUGAUGGCUUCACCAAGUGGCCCUUUAUGACCACGCACACUUGGGGAGAGUAUCCACAGGGUGUCUGGACGAUAGAGGUUCGGUUCAACUCGCAGACGCCGCAGAGUGGUUUCAUCAAGGAGUGGACACUGAUGCUGCACGGCACGAGGGACGCGCCCUACAGCGAUCUACCAGUGUCCGAUCCUCACUCAAAGCUCGCCCUGGUGAAGAAGGCGCACGAGGAGAGGAAGAAGAUUUAAAAGGUUGCAUCUGACCCCACCACACCACCUCUAAAUACAGCAUUCGACUGCAAUUUCCACAAUCGGCUGUCCCUUUAUUAGUUUAUAUUUGAUUCAAUCAUUGAUCUCUAAUAAUAUAUUAAGUAGAGCGAACAUUAAUAUAUUCUCGGUCGAAUACUAUUUUUAGACUCGUAAAAAAAGGAAACACUAUCGUCCGCACGAGCUCCAGCGGGUUUCUGAACGGACUUGUUGGAAAACCAACGACGACUUCACGCGGAUUAUCUUGUAUAGGAAUUGAACACUUUGGAUCGAGCUGACGGUUGAGGAAAUGGAUGGUCACAAACACACGUGUUUAGAAGUAGCUCAACAGUUGCAUUUAAAGAUUUUCCUUUCUCGCUGAGUGGGUGAAUUCCAUCAGCCGAUUCCCGCCACUCGCGACUUUUCAGUCUCAAGUCUUGAAUUUUCUGGCAUCGAUCGCGCAUCACGUGACCCUCUUUUUCGUCAUACUUGUAGCACAAUUUCCUUCCUUCAGUAUAUAGUCGACUAAAUACGAAAUACUAUACACACACAAGUAAUUGUUUAUAAAUAAAAAGCAACUCUCCACUGACGUCUCUUCCAAGUCUCACGAGCGUUGAUUACGUUUAAAUUGAGCUUUGAUUUUAUUGAUUGCGAUCCGCGUGCUAUAAAACUGAGCACACAUCCUUGACCUGUUUUAUCAUGCACAUUCUGAAAGGAGAAAUGAGAAAUUGUGUUCCUCGCUGUACAACACAAUCGUUUAUGUCCGUUGGUUCUUAUCUGUAAAGAAAAAGAUGUUCAGCUUCACUAAAACACAAAACAAAAUCCAUUACGAGCGAACACAGUGAAGGAGCAAAUUUAUUUUCUCACUAUACUUAACUGCCUCCCUCGGCAUGUUGUUCUUGUUCCUUGGAUUGCACAUAUAUAAUUUGCCUUUAUUAUAUAUUAAACAUGCAUAUUGUUUUGGUACAAUGUGAUGUCUAAAAUUAAAUUAAUAUAUAUAUUGCUACCCAUCCUGAGAACUUGUUCAUGUCUUAUUAUAUUCAAACUCGCAUCAAUAUACCGAGACACAUUGAAAGACGGCUGCAAAUAUUGGACCAAGAAGCGGCGCUUGCAAAAGUAAUUCAUUUAUAUACAGUCUCCGUACUUUUCUCGACAGCUCCAAUACUUGCAGCCAGCAGAUAUUUAUACAAAUCCCGAGCGUUCCUUCUUCUGAUAGCAGCAGCAUUGGUUCAAAGGGCACGCACAGAUUAAUUGAAAAGCAGCGGAAAUUACUCAAAAUUGCGGGUCCAAGUUUGAGGAGCGCUCUAAUUUCUUGUUAGCAAAUAUUAUAUAAUCUCCUUUGGCCGCGUCGCUGGCCGGAAAAGUUGAAAUGAUAUAUUCUCACGAAGCAAGUUACCCGCCGCGUAUAUAUUUCUAUUAAUUAUGCCACUACCUUUAUUAUAUAAUAUAUCGUACUUAAAAUCCAGCCAUCUUUCAAUUCUCAGUCGCAAGUACAGAUCAAUGGAAGUCUCUGUGUGCGAAACCAACUAGCAUAGAAGCGCCUCUCUGCUGAUGAUAGACCGAUCGAAACAUGCACUCACGACAACAACAAAAACUGUAAAUCUCGAUUAUUGUAAAUAAUCGCGCGUCUGUAUUCGAGAACCGAAAACGUAAACACACAUUACAUUGCAAUUUAUUGUUUUUCAUGAUAUUGCUAUUCAAAUCUGGUCUCACGACAACAAAAGAACUUCAUUACGAAAAUAACGAAUCAAAAGUGUUGGAACUGGGUGACACUUGAAGAAAUACAUAUGGUUAUGUAACUUUAUUAACAUUUAUUUUUAUCAAUCAGUGAAGAUAUGACACAUUGAAAUAAAGAUGAUUACUUUUAGCA
Messenger RNA from Cloeon dipterum, 3936 nucleotides. RefSeq names its product amontillado (gene amon). Gene Ontology annotation, cellular component: membrane; neuron projection. The transcript is spliced from 14 exons. Gene Ontology annotation, molecular function: serine-type endopeptidase activity. Lineage: Eukaryota; Metazoa; Arthropoda; Insecta; Ephemeroptera; Baetidae. The record is from RefSeq and is a predicted model, not a curated record. Gene Ontology annotation, biological process: peptide hormone processing. Bases 189 to 2069 code for a protein of 626 amino acids.